Ectocarpus sp. CCAP 1310/34 is the source of this 5010-nucleotide messenger RNA. NCBI's taxonomy places the organism in Eukaryota, Phaeophyceae, Ectocarpales, Ectocarpaceae. The record is from the annotation of a GenBank genome assembly.
AUGGCUUUGUCGCGGGUGGUUCGUUGCUUGGGAGCCUGGUUGCUCGUACGGGACGCCCUCCUCACGCCUAGGAUUCCUGGCCGUUGGGGCACAGCAGCACACCUUCUUGUGACUGGCCGCUCGGCAUCAUCAACGCCAGGAACAGCAGGAGGAGCACCUUCUGAGGAGGCGGUAGCGUCGGCGGUAGCGCGUGGGCAGGAGCUGCUGCUCGGAGGACUCCUCCAUGAGGCGGUCGAUGUGCUCGAGGGAGUUCUUGAAUCCGAACCCGAGGAGCCGAAGGCACUCCUGCACUUGGCCCAGGCUCUCGCCCAGCUGGGGCACCCUGUGCGAGCAGUGGAGCUCCUGGACCGGCUGUUAGGCCUUGGUCAAGUCACUCCUGAGUCAAAGUCCUUUGUGCUAAACCGACGCGGCAUCUAUCUGAUGGCUGCAAAUGACUUUACUGGCGCGUGUAAGAGUUACGAACGGGCGCUUGACGGUCGUGGACAUGGGCACAUCAACAGGCAUGCUCUGUAUAACCUUGCCCGCUUGCUGCACUUCCAUGUACUUCCAUCCGAGAUAACGAUACCGGAUUUUUCUAUCAUUGAACGCGCUAUCGAGCUCUAUCGAGAGGCACUUGGUCCGGGCGGCGAUGGCAUAGGAGGCCCAGUUGACCGAUCUGCAAUUUUCAGAGACAUGGCGGCGGCUCUCAUGUUGGCCGGCCGGGUCGAGGAAGCCAUCGCAGAGCUCGAGUACGCCACAGCAGAGAUGUCGCAAGACGUGGAAAACGCUACCAGUAGCCCCAUCAGCAGUAAGAGAUAUAGCGAUGGUGAUGCCGAUAAGAGCGGGGGUGUCGAGGUGGCGGCUCUGACAACGGCGGAGACCGCAGCAAGGAACAAAACUGCGGCUUUCCUGUGGGAUAGCCUCUCAAGCGCUAGAUCAGCUGCUGGAGACAUAUCCGGUGCGGUGGCCGCAGGGAGAAAGGCACUCAACCUUGUGGGCGACGAGCCCGGUCUCUACCACAAUAUGGCGGUGGUAUUCCAGAAGGCGGGGCUGCUCGAGGAGGCACGAGACGCCUGGCUCACCGCGGUGGCGAUCGACCCAGUCUGCGCACCCGCCCUUGCCGGACUAGGUCACCUAGAAGGAGCAAGGGGAAACAUCGGACAGGCACGGGCGUUCUACGAAGCAUCCCUGGUGGCUUUGCAGUCUCCCGAAGUGGGCAGCAACAGUGGUCACAGCCACAUCACCGAUCAGGAUGGACAACUAACCUCGAUGUUCCUUGUCGCCACCGCGGUUAUCCCCGCCCUCUACGAGUCGAACGACCAUAUUGCGAAGGUUCGCCGCGACUUUGAAAGUGGCCUAGACCAUCUGCUAGCCGAACCCAUGGACGCCGCUUCGACAGGAGUGGAACGUCCUUCGACUACCGUUGGAUCGGGAGCACUCGGCUACUAUAUCGUAUAUCAGGGCUUCGAAGACGUGGGAAUACGCCGGAAGCUCGCGCGUGCUUACUGGAAAUUGGCCCCGUCGCUCAGGUACUGCGCCCCAUUCCUGGCAAACGAUGACGACUUGUCUACCGGACACUACGUACCAAGAGCAACAAGUGACGUCGUGCCAGUGCCUGGCGAGCUAGGUCCGCCGACGGUAGGAAAGCUGCCGGAGGAGCAGCAGGAUUCACUUAACAGGCCAGCAGACGGGGCGGACGUGCCGCCGUCGGGAGUACGAGCGGCCCCCAUCCAGUCGCCGGCUACGGGAAUUGAGAGUAUGCCUGCAGGGGUGGGAACGGCGAGCAAGGCUCGAGAAGAUCUGGACGGCAUGGGCAGCCGUAACACGCAGGCGUCGGCUUCAUCACCACUGCCGUGUCGUCGCCGUCGCAUCAGGGUGGGCUUUUUGUCGGCGUUCUUCUACACGCACUCCGUAGGCCUACUGAUAGAAGGGGUUGUGACGCGGUUGGACCGACGGCAGUUUGAAACUACCGCGAUUUUUCUUCAGCCCCACCCUUCCUCUGCAUCAUCAACGUCCUCUUCGUGGCGGGGCUCAAGGGGAGGAGGGGUUGCCGGAGAUGGGGGAGAUGGAAAGGAGAACAGCGCGGGGAGGGACCAUGUGUACGAUGCGGUGCGGACCGGCGUGGAGCAUGUGCUGGACGUGCCACUCAGCAGUCUCGCCGCGUGCCGCCAUGCCAUCGCGUCGCUCCAGCUAGACGUGCUUGUCUUCACUGAGAUUGGCAUGAACAACGAGUCGUACUUCUUGUCCUUCGCCCGCCUGGCGCGAAGAUCCGCCGCGUUUUGGGGGCACGCCGUCACGAGUGGCAUCAGUGCUUUCGACGCUCUCUCCACGCUCAACGGCGACGCCGACGACCCCGACCCAGCCGCGGGGGUGCAGGCGGCGAGCGUCGGCGUUGCCGACGAUGAUGCUGUAGGAGGGGUCGACUACUUCGUGUCUUCGUGGCUGUUCGAAGAUGUGGGCCUCGGCCGGCGGGCCCAGCGCAAGUACAGCGAGAGGGUGUACCUGAUGAAAGGUCUCACGACGCGGUUCAGCCGCCCAACUCCUUCUGUCCCAGGCCUCGUUACUCGAGAAACCUUGGGCAUACCUCCCCGGAUCCUCCCGCCUGGUCGGACUGGCAACCCUUUCCAAGUUUCGUCCGGCGAUAACACCGUCGCUACUCCUACCGGUCCUGCUUCUUUCGAAGCUGACAAAGAUGCUUCUUUCGAAGCCGAAAAAGAUGCUUUCGAAGCCAACGAACAGCCCGGAAGAACUGCUGCAGACGGACGACCGCUUGCGGUACCACCGACUUGCGGAGCGCUGUACCUGGUGCCCCAGACUCUGUACAAGCUGCACCCGGACUUCGAUCAGCUUGUGGCGGGGGUGCUGAGCGCCGACCCGUCCGGGUGCGCGGUCUUCAUACGAGCUUUGGAGGCCUACAUGACGGAGGGACUGGUGCGGAGGAUGUCAAGAACGCUUCUGGCCGCCGGCGUGGAGCGGGAACGAGUGGUGUUCGUUCCCCGGUGGGUCGGUCUGAAUCCUUCCAUUGCCCCGUUGGACAGGCUGGUGGGGCUGAAGGAGUUCUCGGGCCUGGUGGAGCUGGCCGACGUGGUGCUGGACCCCUUUCCCGUUGGGGGCGGCCGGUCGUCCUUAGAGAUCUUCGCCGUCGGCGUUCCCAUAGUCAUGCUGUACAACAGGACGUCUAUCCUCCAGUUGACCUACGGCAUGUACGCGACCAUGGGCCUGGAAGGAGCUGUGGGCCAAACGACAGGCUCGAGCGGAGUUGCUGGUGGCCCCGUGUCACUGGUGACGUACUCGGAGGAUCAGUUCAUCCGUAGCGCCGUUGCCGUCGCCACGGAUACGGGGCUUAACGGGCGCUCCAGAGAGCUAAUUCUCGCGAACAACCAUCGUCUCUACGAACAAGACACGGUCAUCACGGAGUGGGAGCACUUCCUUGAAGGAAUCGUCAGCGUUCCCCGCCCUGCCGCCACCGACCUGGGGCAUGGGCUACACAAAGACCUUGCUGUCGACGUCUCCAACUUUCCCGCGAAGCUCCCGUGGUGGGAAGGCUUGGAUGAACUUGGGAACAGCGCUCGUGGUAUUGCUAUGCCCGAGGGUGUGGCUGCAACUGAAGCACGUACCCAGAGCAAGAGUAUUGGUCAGACACCAACGGAGACGUCGGCGUCGACUGUAUCAGCAGCCACGGCGCCCUCGCUCUCGUCGAACUUUGACAGCUCUCACCCAAGCGUAGAUGACGUCAACGGUAUCAACGCUGAUGUCAGCAACAGUCGUGUUUCCGACAGCGGACUCGUGGGGGACGAUCUAGCGGCGGCCAAGCCCUCAUCGGAGGUGCACGGCCCUCAGCCAAGCGGGGUCAGCGUCGACGGCAACGGCAGCCCUGAUGCCAGCGCCAAUGUUGAUUCCGAUGGCAGUCUAGUCGGGGGCGACUUCGGGUCGGAGCCUCUCUACGCGAUCGAGUUCUCCGUGGCACCACCGCGCGAGGGAGAGCAGCCGUCUCAACUUUUGGCCGAGCUGUACCACGGCAGCAAUCCUAUGGAAGUCGCGGACAGGCUCAGGGAAGAAGGAGAGCUGGACUACCUCCAGUACAGGUGGAUCGGUGCCGUGCUCUGCCGGGGGAUCAAGCGUCUAAAUCGAACGGUGGUAUGGUCGAAGUACGUGACGAUCGACGGCGUGCACGAUGCGUGUGCGUUCGCUUACUUGCGCGUCUUGUCAUCUUCCCGACCCCAGGAACUCCCUCAGCACGCCGACCCCGAGUGGAUAUCCUCGAGGGCGGAAGACCGAGCGUGCUCGAUGCCAGAGCCCACGUCACGAACGCGAUACUAUUCGUUAUUUUCCUCCAAUAACGGCACAACGGGAAAUUACCCUUUCCCAGUCUCCCGCGCUUCAAAUGGUGACCAGCGGGCAACGCUUAACUCGCCACCCGUGUCAGCCCCUAGAGGAGCAUCGAGAGAGUUUCGUGGGCGUGGUGACGAGGUUGGCCGAGGAGACUUAUUUUCCGCUCAGGGUGAUGUUUGGGGUACGGGCCAGGAUGACGACGACAACGACAGUGGGUGUGUCACCCUCGCCAUCACCACGUGCAAGCGCCUUCGGGCGUUCUUGGGGACGGCGGAGGGUCUUCAGGCAUCACCGUGGUCGUUUGGCAAGGUUGCUAACCCGACCAACGCUACACGAUUGAUGAAAGCAAAGCGUGCUCCAUUCCAAUGCUCUAUGGAUGUGACGAGCAGAUGGUCUGCUGAGGACCACGUCCGCGUCUUGGUACCGAAAAACAUCAACCCUCGGAAACGCCACCUGGUGCGCCUUUUCUCCCUCUUGAACAUUGUGUGCAUUGUCUCUCAGGUCUUGCUCGGGCCUCUCCGGCAAGGCGAAGUUGGAAGAGACAUCGCGGGCCCAAGGGUAUGCCAAGUUCUAGUCGUCGAUGACGGUAGUUCUCCCAAGGACCGCGCGGUGAUGAUGUCGGCCUUCCCUCAAUUCACCUACGUCUUCAAGGGGGCUGGUGACGCCAAAGGUGAUUUUCGGCCUUUAACGGGCCAGUGA